AUGCUCGCCCGCGGGAAGGGCUCGUCGGCCGCGCUCGACUCGUCGGACGUGGCCGCUGCGCUCUAUGGCGCCAGCAUCUCGGACCUCGAUGGCACCUUGGCCUGCCUCAACCUCGACGAGUAUGCUGCCUGCAUGGUCUACCUCCUGACGGCCAAGGGCAAGAAACUGCCGCGCGUGGCGUCGAGCCGCGACGAUGACAUGCAGGUCGACUCGGACCAUGCAGCGCACACCAAGUACUUGCUCCAAGUUGGCCAACUCCUGGCUCGCAUGCCCAUGCCCGUCGAGGCCCGCGAGUUCCGCAAGCUUGCCGAGCUCUGCAAGGUCGCGGCCAAGCACGCGGUCGCGUGCAACGAGGCUAUCCGCCUCGUGCACCCGCUCCGCGCGUUCGUCCAGCGCUUCCAGGAUGCUACGACGCCAUGCGACGCAAAGCUCCAGCAUGGGAACAUGUACGCGCUCACGCCGUUCCAUUCGGUGCUCGCGCUCGUCGCGCUGCACGCCAAGUGCUACCACGCAGCAACGCCGAUCUUGAACCGUCCUGUCUUUGAAGUGACCCCCUUCACGCGCGUUGUCGACGUCCUCGAGUACUUUUACUAUGGCGGCAUGCUCUACGUUGGUCUCAAGAAAUUUCGCGACGCGGCCGAAUUCUUCCUCCUCGCCAUCACGACGCCGGCCCACUCGCUCAGUGCGAUCGUCGUGGAAGCGUACAAGAAGUACGUGCUCGUGUAUUUGAUUGUGCACGGCGACGUGCCCGUGCUCCCGAAAGCGACGUCCGUCGUCGUCUCGCGCGGCCUCCACACGCACGCGUCUGCGUACGAAGCCUUUGCGUCUGUCUUCAACUCCAAGGACCCGAAAAAGGUCGUCGAGUGCAUGCAAGCGCAUGCGGCCGAGUUUACAAAGGCCGACAACUUUGGCCUUGUCAAGCAGUGCGUCGAGGCGCUCAAGCAGAAGCGCGUGCAGGACCUCACGGCCACGUACACGACCGUGUCCUUGACCAAGGUCGCGAACGCGCUCACUGUCGCCGAGGACAUCCCGAGCACGAUCCAGGACGCGGAGCGCAUCAUCAUGGACAUGAUCCGAGCGGGCGCGAUGGCGGCCAAGAUGGACAAGACCAAGGACAUGGUGGUCUUUGAGGAGGACACGACCGACGACCACGUGCUGGUCGAGAUGCAAACCGCGAUCGCUAAGACGAUCCUCUUCACAGAGCGUCUUCGCGACGCCGACAUUGCGCUCACAAAGAGUGCCAAGUUCAUUGGCAAGACCAAGGGCCGCAAGCAGCCCGAGAUGGAUGGCCCGGAAGACCGUUGGAUGUCGAUGAACCAAGAAGGUCAAGGAACCACCAUGUAA
Saprolegnia parasitica CBS 223.65 is the source of this 1344-nucleotide messenger RNA. RefSeq lists its product as hypothetical. Lineage: Eukaryota; Oomycota; Saprolegniomycetes; Saprolegniales; Saprolegniaceae. Gene Ontology annotation, cellular component: COP9 signalosome. Gene Ontology annotation, biological process: ubiquitin-dependent protein catabolic process. The transcript has 8 exons. The record is from RefSeq and is a predicted model, not a curated record. Bases 1 to 1344 code for a protein of 447 amino acids.